CAUAACCUUAAAAUAUAAAUUUCUUUUAUAAAGUUUGUUAUGAAAUUAAAUUUAAAAAAAGGUGAAAUAAAUUUAAGUGACAAUUAUGAAAAUAUAAAAAAAAUAAAUAAAAAUAAUGGAGGAAAUUAAAUAUGUAAAAGAAAUUUUUCAAAAUUACUUCAAAGACGAGUUAAAAAGUAAAGAGAUUGGUGCUUUUUAUGUAAACACAUGUCAAACUUGUCAUUGUUUGGAUAAAUUGGAAAAACGUUUAAAAAGAUGUAGUGGUUGUCAUAUGAUUUCUUAUUGUGACACUGAACAUCAAGCAAAACAUUGGCCAAUUCAUAAGAAAUUAUGUAAAAUUGUUAAACAAAUUAUUUCCACCAAUGGCGGUAAUAGUAUUUUUGGUAAUACAAAAGGAUUGGAUAAAAAAAAUUGGGUAAAAUUAAAAAUGAAUACAAUGCUAAUUGUAUCGUUAAAAAUUGGACGAGAAUUAACGACAAGUGAAAAAGACAUGUUUCUAUUUCCACGAAUUUGUUGUAUUUGUCAUGAUAGUAAUCCACGAGCAUUGACAAAUUGUCUCGAUUGUGGAAAUUCAAGUUUUUGCAAUGAUCACAUUUCCGAUGCAAGACAUAAAAUAAUUUGUUCAUCAUUUGCGCUUGGUUAUAAGUUAAAUCUUUUUAAAAUGUUUACCAGCAAUAUAAAUAUUUUGGAAAUUAUUUCCAUUCUUCUUGAUAAAAAUCCAAUUAAUUGCAUUCCAUUUGCAGUGGAAAAUUACAAUUUUCUUUCAAUGAGACAAUUUAUUGAUAUUUUUUUCCAUGAAAUAAUUAACAAUCAUUGUCAAGAAAAUAUGAUGAGUUCUGAUUUUUGGGAAAUUUUUAUUGCUGACUAUUUUACAAGACCAUUGACACUAUUGUCGGCAAUAAAACUUAUAAAUUACAAAGUGGAACGUGAAUUAAUUAUUCACAUUAUUGGAUCCUAUUAUCUUGAAUUAAAUGGAAUUUUCGCGUGGGAAAUUAUUUUUCAUCUAAUGACGAGUAUCGAAAAAUUGACAAUUAUUCUCAUUGGUCCAGGCCUUGUUGAGGAUAAAAUAAUGAAUCCUCAACUUUGUGAGAAUUGUCAAAAAUUAGGAAAAUUUAUUAAUGUUAUUGUGGAUAAUAAUUAUUAUCAUGAAUUUAUGAACGAAGAAAUGAGACCAAAUUUAAUUAUUGGUUAUAAUUUGGGAAUAAGUGAAUACGAGAAUCCAGGAAGUUUGGACGAUACAUGGCAAUUGACAAUUUUGAAAAUAGUCGAAAUUAAUGUACCAUUUAUAAUGACUUGUUACACUGAGGGCGAAGCUCACAAAGAUCAUGAAAGAAUAAAUUAUUUUUUAAAAACAAAAAGCAAAACAAAUACGAAUUACACUAUUCUACAACGAAAUAAAUUUGCCAGUUUAACACCUUUCAGGGAUUUUGAGACUGAAGGUGUAUUUUAUCAAAAUGAUUAUUUAAUAGUUUAUAAUAAUUGGCAAAAAUUAAUAGUAAAUAAUUGAAAGAAAAAAAAAAAUUUCUUUUUUAAUUUCAAUAAAACUCAACUAGUAUUAAAAUAUAAAAAUUAAAUUUUGUUUUAUGUAAUUUUUUUUCUAAUUAAAUAAAUAAUAUUUUUGUAACUUGUGUGCUUUCUAAUUUAAUUUUAUACUCUCUCUCUAUUUUUUCUUUC
This is a messenger RNA of Leptopilina boulardi, 1674 nucleotides long. RefSeq lists its product as uncharacterized. The transcript has 2 exons. The coding region runs from base 116 to 1507 and encodes 463 amino acids. Lineage: Eukaryota; Metazoa; Arthropoda; Insecta; Hymenoptera; Figitidae. The record is from RefSeq and is a predicted model, not a curated record. Gene Ontology annotation, cellular component: extrinsic component of mitochondrial inner membrane.